Messenger RNA from Mizuhopecten yessoensis (Yesso scallop), 1482 nucleotides. RefSeq names its product CD63 antigen-like. Lineage: Eukaryota; Metazoa; Mollusca; Bivalvia; Pectinida; Pectinidae. The record is from RefSeq and is a predicted model, not a curated record. Bases 144 to 950 code for a protein of 268 amino acids. The transcript is spliced from 8 exons. Gene Ontology annotation, cellular component: membrane.
GACUGAUCAAGCAUGCUAGUUUAAACCUGACUUCGUCGAAGUCCAAUAGCAUAUGCCUGUCACACAUAGACUACGCAGUGAAGGAAACGGCUGUUGAAAAUCAUUCGGAAUUUACACAGAAACAAGUCGACAGUAGCUUCAUCAUGGUGUGCUGCACACAGACAAUCUCGAAGUACGUCAUCGUUAUUUUGAACAUAGUAUUUAUGGUGCUGGGUAUAGCUAUCAUGAUACCAGGCAUACUAAUGCUGACAAGUAUCGACUUCCUCAGCGACAACAUAAAACCAUUGCUGGACAAAAUAUCCGUGAACGGACUUGAUCUGGCGAACAUCGCGAACAGUCUUCCAGUCAUCUUUAUUAUCGUUGGCUUGACUAUACUCUGCAUAGCUGCGAUUGGGUUGAUCGGAGCCUGCUGUGAGCUCAGGAUCCUGCUUGCUGUGUACGGCAUCAUUGUUUUGGUACUGGCCCUAGCUCAGGUCGUCAUACUGGCGUUCUUCUUCAUUCUGAGGACUGGGUUGACUGACACAAUAAAGGAUGCGUUCCUGAGCCAGCUACGGGACGGUUACACACUAGACAGCUUGGACAAAAGUGAUGAAGUGUCUUCAUCUUUCAACUACAUGUUUAUGACGAUGGAGUGCUGUGGUGUGAAUCCGGUAACCUCGACAAGUAACGACUUCGACGGCACCCCCUGGCGGAGCGGAACUGGGUCGGCCCUAGAGCUACCUAAAGGAUGCUGUAUCGGUGUUACCGAGAGCACAUACUCCAGCUACUCAAAUGCAGCGUGUACAACAACUGUAGCUAGCGGCACAUAUUGGUCAACUGGCUGCUAUGACGCAAUCAUGUCCAGUUUUGGAAGCCUUUUGGAUUCGAUGGGAUACAUCCUUCUCAUUGCUCUUCUGCUGCAGCUUUUGAUGGUGUUUUUCGCGUUCAACCUUUGUUGUUCCAUCCUAUAGAGCGAGGAAUUGGGAAUGAAAAAGCGAAUCGUUAAUGGCUAAAUUACAACACCCAACUAACCUGAAGUCAAGAGUGCAUGUGCUUAAAUUCCAGUGAAACCCGGCGUUUUGUAUUUGUAACCUGUAACUUUUGGAUUUAAGAAGACAUACUACUUGGAAAUAUAGCGAGUAUUCUAACACGUCUCCAAGGAUAUGGUAUGAACCACAAGUAAAUAAGAAAUGUCAAAUUUAUGUUAUUUUUCAAACGCUUUUUUUUCAUCUUCAAAUCCAAGGCUUUCGCCCAGACGACAUCUCUUCUCAGCACCAUUGGAGUAUGAUAUGAUAAACUGAAGGUUCUACACGAUCCAACUUGCGGAUGUUUAUCAAAAGAAUUGCGCGGCUGCAUAACAGUGAAAUGUACCGACGUCGAAGUCCUACCACACACCUCUGUAAUCUCUAAAACAAAAGUAUCCGCGAUUGGUCUUCAUAUUCCGUCUUUUCGUAUUGCAGAGUUAUCUGCUCUUGUGAGCCGGUUAUUGAUUGUUACGUCAUU